Messenger RNA from Plasmodium reichenowi, 825 nucleotides. Its product is annotated as zinc finger, C3HC4 type, putative. The record is from RefSeq and is a predicted model, not a curated record. Gene Ontology annotation, biological process: sugar mediated signaling pathway. Gene Ontology annotation, molecular function: ubiquitin-protein transferase activity. Bases 1 to 825 code for a protein of 274 amino acids. The transcript has a single exon. Lineage: Eukaryota; Apicomplexa; Aconoidasida; Haemosporida; Plasmodiidae.
AUGGACGAGGAAAACGAAAGAGAACGGUUAAGAAUUCGCAUGAGCCUAAACGAUUUAAUAUUAAUACUGUCAGUUUGUUAUUCAGUUGGUGAUAUAUUUGUUCAAUGGAAUGAGUUUUCGAAAUGUUAUAAACCGAUACAAUUAUGGCUUGUUGUUUCAUUCAUUUCUAUUGUAUUAUACAGAUUAUCUCAUUUUCUUGCUCAAUAUUUAAGUAAUGAUAAUGAUGAUUUCAUAAUAUAUAGAAGAAACAAUCCACCUUAUUAUAUUAGCUUCUUAGUACUGUUUGUUCUGUUUCCUUUUUUUUUUAUUUGGAAUAUUAUAGGAACAAUAUGGAUAUAUCAAAUUAUAAAAUACACUCCAAAUUGUUUACCCAGAAAUAAUCAUCCUUGGUUUAUUGUUCUCUGGAUUGUACUUUGCUAUAUAUGGAUUUUGUUAUAUUUAUUUUUUAUUAUCCUAUCCAUAUAUCUCGAAUAUCAAUCAAGAAUUUAUGAAAGGACCAUAACGAAUAUACAAACGGAUGAUAUAUUCUCCAGGUGGACAGAUAAUAUCGACUUAAUGAGAGACUAUGGUAUUUUUAUUUAUAGAAAUGGAUUAAGAUUAAAACAAAUAGAAAAUUUGCCAUUUUAUUAUAUCAAAAAUAUUUCCAACGAAUCCAAAUGUUCUAUAUGCUUAAAUGAUUUCCAAAUCGAUGAAUGUGUAAGAACAUUGUUAUUAUGUAAUCACACUUUUCAUAAAUCUUGUAUUGAUUUGUGGCUAAUCAGAAGUGCUACCUGUCCAAAUUGCAAAUCACCUAUUGCAUCGCAAGGUAUUUUUAUGAACAUUUAA